Molecule: messenger RNA, 545 nt
Organism: Electrophorus electricus (electric eel)
Lineage: Eukaryota; Metazoa; Chordata; Actinopteri; Gymnotiformes; Gymnotidae
Gene: myl2a
Product: myosin, light chain 2a, regulatory, cardiac, slow
Molecular function (GO): calcium ion binding
Source: RefSeq, a predicted model, not a curated record
CUCAGUGUUCUGCAAGCCUCUGACCUGCUACAGUUAUGGCACCUAAAAAGGCCAAGAAGCGAGCAGUAGAAGGCGCCAACUCCAACGUCUUCUCCAUGUUUGAACAGGCUCAGAUACAGGAGUUCAAAGAGGCAUUCACCAUCAUGGACCAGAACAGAGAUGGCUUCAUUGACAAAAAUGACCUGAGGGACACUUUUGCCGCUCUAGGUCGGCUGAAUGUGCAGCAGGAGGAAAUUGAUGACAUGCUAAAGGAGUCAUCAGGGCCCAUCAACUUCACCGUGUUCCUCACCAUGUUCGGAGAGAAGCUGAAGGGGGCAGAUCCAGAGGAGACCAUCCUCAAUGCCUUCAAAGUCUUUGACCCAGAAGGAAAGGGUGUCCUACGGAAGGAGUUUGUUGCUGAGAUGCUGACCACACAGGCUGACAGAUUCUCUAAAGAAGAGGUAGAGCAAAUGUUCACUGCUUUCCCCCCUGAUGUAUCAGGGAACCUUGACUACAAGAACCUGGUCCACAUCAUCACCCAUGGUGAGGAAAAAGAUCAGGAGUAA